AUGUCCAUCAAAGUUGCAAUCGUCGGCGCAGGCCUCAUCGGCCCUCGUCACGCGAAAUCCGUCAUCUCCAACCCAUCCACUGAGCUCACAGCCCUCGUGGACCCAAUGCCAGCAGGCGAAGCAACAUCAAGAGAGCUAAACACCAACUACUACCCAACAGUAACAUCUCUCCUCUCCUCCCCCAACCGCCCAGACGCAGCAAUCGUCUGCACACCGAACCACACGCACGUUCCAGUCGCAAAAGAACUCCUAGCGGGCGGCGUCCACGUCCUACUGGAAAAGCCAGUCAGCGAUACCCUCGAGACCGGCCGCUCUCUCCUGGAGUACGCCAACGCCCCAGAGCGCGCCCACCUCAAACUGCUAGUCGGCCACCACCGCCGUUUCAACCCCUACGUGCGAGCCACCAAGUCCAUCUUAGACUCCGGCUCCCUCGGUCGCCCGAUCGCCGUGAACGGUCUGUGGACGCUGUACAAGCCAGACUCAUACUUCGCACCGCCCACUGACUGGCGCGCCUCCAAUGAGCGCGGCGGCGGCGUCAUCCCCAUCAACCUCGUCCAUGACAUUGACCUAAUGCACCACCUCUUCGGUCCAAUCGUGCGAGUCACAGCCGAGCAGAUCCUCCCACAGCGUCCAAGCCCACCGCAUAAUGCGGACGAGGGCGCAGCUCUCACAUUACGCUUUGCAUCGGGUGUUGUUGGGACAUUCCUGGUCUGCGAUGCCACACCAUCCCCCCACAAUUUUGAAACUGGGACUGGUGAAAACCCGCUUAUCCCUCGCUCGACUACUGGCGGUGAUUCGGACUUUUAUCGGAUUUUCGGUUCGGAUGCUUCGCUUAGUGUGCCUGAUUUGACGCGCUGGAGUUAUGAUGGACGUGCUGAGAAAAGCUGGAAUCAUCCGCUGACUGUGGAUCGUAUUUCGCUUCCUGACGAGGCUGCGCCGUUUGAUUUGCAGCUGGCGCAUUUUGUUGAUGUUAUUCGUGGGACGGCGGAGCCUAGUUGUACUGGUGAGGAGGGGUUGCGGGCUUUGAUUGUCUGUGAGGCUGUUCAGAGGGCUAUGCGGUCUGGACAGCCUGUUGAUAUCGAUGUUGAUUUGCUUAAGAAAUGA
Penicillium canescens is the source of this 1104-nucleotide messenger RNA. Its product is annotated as Gfo/Idh/MocA family protein. The coding region runs from base 1 to 1104 and encodes 367 amino acids. Lineage: Eukaryota; Fungi; Ascomycota; Eurotiomycetes; Eurotiales; Aspergillaceae. The transcript has a single exon. Gene Ontology annotation, molecular function: nucleotide binding. The record is from RefSeq and is a predicted model, not a curated record.